AUAAAAGUCUUGAUCUGUCCACUAAAAGAGGAAAUCGUCUCUUCAUCAUGGCUUUAAUUCUCCGCUGGUGACAGAAAACUCGUCUGCGUUCUGGACCAUGGGAGGUUAUUCUGGGCUGCUGGUUCUGCUGGUUCUGCUGGUUCUGGCCGUGUUUCUGACCACCGGACGCUGUGAUGUGAGCUGCAGAGGGACGGACGGCCAUGCGGGGGAGAAAGGAGCUCCGGGCAGAGACGGAUAUCCAGGAGCCAAGGGGGAGAAAGGAGAGCCGGCUGUGGUGGCCAGCGGCCCCGUGGAUCCAGCCAUCCUGCUGAGGCUGAAGGGGGAGCAGGGGAGUCGGGGCCCCCAGGGGCCCAUGGGUCCUAAAGGCUACCAGGGACUCCUGGGAGCAGCGGGGCGACCUGGGAAGGCCGGCGUCCCCGGACCUGAUGGGGAGAACAUCGGACAACGAGGACGUGACCCUGCUCAGCAGGCCCGUUCAGCCUUCUCUAUGAUCAGGACCGACAACACGUUCCCUACUGUCGGAGCGAAAAUCACGUUCCAGAGCAGCUCGUUGAACGUGCCGGGGGAUUUCUCCACCGUCUCCAGUGACUUCACCUGCAGAGUGGCUGGUGUUUAUUACUUCACCUUCUACUCUGUUGCAAAGGUCACCUUGUGUCUGAAGAUCGUCAGCACGUCUAUCUCAGACAGACCCGUGUUCUGUGACUACCACAAGGCCGGAAACAGGGUCAACGACCAGGUGAUGACGGGCGGCGUGGUGCUCCAGCUGGCGGUGGGGCAGAAGGUCUGGCUCGAGUCCUACAAGGACGCGAAGCAGACGAUAAACUCACGAGACACCUCAGAAAAACAGAUCGGCUUCAGCGGCUUCCUGCUCUUCGCUGAUUCAUAAUGAAGGUUUUCUGCAGCGUGACACUGAAACUCUUCUUCUGCAUGUUGACAUUUACAGUCAUGUUUUUAACCCAUAGGAACCUAUGGUGACGCCUGUGUAACAAACACGUGAAAUGUUCUAGAAUCUCUCAUAUUCAGCUUUAUGCUUCACCUUAACUCAUUAAGUCUCUCAGCAAGACUUCUCCAAAAUACGUGUGUGACUGGAAACAGAAAUGUAAAAAAAGAGCUCAUUUCAAAAAGCUUAUUUGUUGUUACUCGGCUACGUUUAAACCAAUUUAACAAUUCUAAUUCUAAUCUAAGUACAUUUGACCAAAUAUGAACAAAAAAUAAUCCUAUCCUGUCACAAUUUUGAUAAAUGUUGUGGAGAUGCAAAGAAAAAGGCAAAUUUGUGUUUCUGUGAGCAGAAAAGGUGUCUAGUUUAUUUCUUUUAAAAUAAGAAAUAUCAUAAACAUAACUUCCAUAAACGCCCAAUGUCACAUAUAUGUCAUAUCACAGAUCUUUGACAUUUAGGGGUAGAAUUUUUUUUUAAAACAUUAGAAAUGUGUUCUAUGUGGUAUAUCCCCCAUAAUGUUCCUUUAAGAAUAAAUAGUUCUGGGUUCUUAUGGGUUAAACGUUGUUUUCAGAGGAAAUUCACUGUAACACAGUUUUACAUGACUUAGUUCCUCCAGCUGAUCUGUUUCCUUCAUAUGACUCAUGUAAACCCUGUUUCAACAUUGACUCUGCUGUUAAAUCCACAUUAAAGGUUAAUGAGUGUC
Messenger RNA from Centropristis striata (black sea bass), 1640 nucleotides. RefSeq names its product complement C1q subcomponent subunit C-like. Bases 98 to 886 code for a protein of 262 amino acids. The record is from RefSeq and is a predicted model, not a curated record. Lineage: Eukaryota; Metazoa; Chordata; Actinopteri; Perciformes; Serranidae. The transcript is spliced from 7 exons. Gene Ontology annotation, molecular function: protein binding.